AUGGGUGCCCCAGUCUUGCCAAGAAAGGCCAUGAAGGCCAAGGAGCCCUUGCGCAUCCUUUGUAUUGGACUGGGCGGUGGCACUGUUCCGUCUUUCUAUGCGGAGAGCCUACCUCACUGCCAGGUCGAUGUCGUCGAAUUGGAGCCUGCUGUGGUGCACGCUGCCAAGGAGGGCAUGGGCUUUCGUGAGUGGCCGAAUCUGCGGGUCUUCCUGGAGGACGGAGUCACUUUCGCACAGAGGAAGGUCCAGGAAGGAGCCACAGACGUUGGAGUCUAUGAUGCCGUUCUCGUCGAUGCAUACGAUCCAGAUGGAAACGUGCCUGAAGCUUUGUGGAACAGGGGCGAGGGUUUGGUUGAAGCCCUUUCCGAUGGCCUCCUACGGCGGUGUGGCGUUGUGGCCACCAACUUUCUGCCACAUGUUGAUUUGGCAGCCCCACUAGCCGCGUACAGCGGAGCCUUGAGUUCACAUGGCUCCGGCAGAAGCUUUUCAAUUCAGGUCAACAAACCUGUCGACCCAGAGAAUGACUUGGAGAAAAUCUUUGAUGUUGAAGGUACAGGGAACCGUAUUGCAGUGCAUAUUUGCGGUGCUCCGCCAGAACUGGCCGACGGUCCGCUGCCAGUGUUGGAGGAUCGGCUCAAACAGGAGGCCAAGAAGGUUGGAAUGGCAACCGGCUGUGUUUGGGACAUGCCUGACCUGGCUUGUCGAGGUCUGCGUGAUUGGCCGGCCGUCCAAGCAGCCGAUGAAGUCAAGAUUUUUUCCAUGUAG
Molecule: messenger RNA, 765 nt
Organism: Symbiodinium necroappetens
Lineage: Eukaryota; Dinophyceae; Suessiales; Symbiodiniaceae
Source: the annotation of a GenBank genome assembly